GAGGUUUGUGCGACACAGGUGCAACCUUCUACGUUCAUUUCUUGCUUGCUAUUUGUUUCACCACCUCGCGAUAAUACACUGCCCACGGCGAUAUUGGACACGGACUCUUACUGGCCUGCGAUUUGAUAUGCGAAACUUGGUCCCGCGACCACGUAACGAUGGGAGCUUGCGCAUCAUGUUUGGGACGGCGUAAUGGAGACGCCUACGACGAGGAAGAGGAGAACCGUCUUCUUUACGAUGACGCCAACGGCAUACAAUACGGUAGUUUCGGAGACCAGUCCCUGAACGGCGAGAACGACACACUCGAAGCGCAGCGAGAAAACGAGGCCCUUCAGCGAGUAGUUGCCAAGACAUCAAACAACAUGGUGGACAUCUUCGACAUAGCACCGCAGGAUAACGCUCCCCGUGGAACGACGACGCCGUUUGCCUACGCCGGCCAAGGUGCCCGUCUCGCUCGAUACCAACACCUCGUGUCAAAACUUAGCAACCAGGGCGAAAGCCCCGCCAACGCGAAUGGCGUCAAGGUCGAUUGGAUACCGGAAGACGAGACGAUCGAGAUGCAGAAGAACGGACCGGCCAGCAUCAAGACCCUCGAGAGCGAUGAAGGUCCUCUCGUCGGAACCUUUGCGGAUGCUGCAGCGGCGAUGCAGUAAAAAAUAAUAUUUCUCUUGGCCAUCACAUACAGUGAUGCUCUGCCAGGAAACAUAGAAGCCAGUGUCUGGAUGUGGGGGCUCUGUCGACAGCUGCGGCAUGGAUACAGAGUACACCUUUUCCAUGCGAGACACAACUGACGAUGCACGUCGUACCUUUAUCUUCGAAACCUCCGAUAUCCCAGCCUUGUUGGGGGGCUGGCUUAGCCCGGAAACACCCAUGCUGGCUGGUUGGGGAUGGCAUCUUACCUUGAACAUGCGGAUAAGCCGUGACGACAAGACAACGAAAAGAAACGACAAACUCUUUGACAUUUCCUUACCAACCAUCAUUUCCUACCUACCUACCUACCUACUUACCUAUCCAAGACUCUCGAUUAAUUCAGCGCGGCACAUGAUUGGUCGCUAUCAACGCAAAGCAACCCUCCUGUUCGGCAAACAAAAACGGCUGUUGCAUAAAUCGCGGGCGGUGGUCUCACUUUGUUCAUUUCAUACGGACGAAUGCAUGGGGCCUUUCUUUUUUUUGGCCUUUCUUUUUUUUGGCCUUUCUUUUUUAUUUUUACUUUCUUGAAACUUUUCCUUCAAUCUUUGUCUUUUGAUUGAUGUGGGCAUGGAAGUGGACUUGUACAAACAGACACACCAAUCGAAUUUCACAGAAUUUUUUCC
Fusarium vanettenii 77-13-4 is the source of this 1313-nucleotide messenger RNA. RefSeq lists its product as uncharacterized. The transcript has 3 exons. Gene Ontology annotation, biological process: endosomal transport; cholesterol homeostasis; cellular response to amino acid stimulus. The record is from RefSeq and is a predicted model, not a curated record. The coding region runs from base 159 to 653 and encodes 164 amino acids. Gene Ontology annotation, cellular component: Ragulator complex; late endosome membrane; membrane raft. Lineage: Eukaryota; Fungi; Ascomycota; Sordariomycetes; Hypocreales; Nectriaceae.